Messenger RNA from Solanum verrucosum, 372 nucleotides. Its product is annotated as protein PELPK1-like. The transcript has a single exon. NCBI's taxonomy places the organism in Eukaryota, Viridiplantae, Streptophyta, Magnoliopsida, Solanales, Solanaceae. Bases 1 to 345 code for a protein of 114 amino acids. The record is from RefSeq and is a predicted model, not a curated record.
AUGGCUGCUUAUAGCAAUUCCUCAAUUCUCUUCGCGAUUGUAGCAUUGUUAUCCUUUUCAAGCAUCACCACAAGUCGUGCUGCUCGUAGCCUACUGCAACUUCCCAACUUGCCUACGAUCCCCUCGUUGCCUAAACCAACACUGCCACAAUUGCCUAAUAUUCCCAAUUUUCCUGCAGCAUUACCACCAUUGCCAACACUUCCAACAGCAACACCAUUACCAUCUCUGCCCACAUUGCCCUCUGUUCCGAAGAUGACUCUGCCACCAAUGCCUUCGAUGCCUUCACUUCCCAACAUGCCUGCAAUCCCAGCUAUUCCAACACUUUCACCUCCUCCAUCCAACUAAUCUUUCGGCUUCCAACUGCGUGAUUUU